AUGGUCAAAGAGAAAGGAGCCCUUUCCUCUGGGCAGUUACAGCUCUAUGUCAGUGUGCCUGGUUUGGCAAGCAGAGUGUGGGCUGAAUUUCAUCCCCAUGUGCCCGCUGGGCGAGAUGCCUUUCUGCAGUAUUCAGUCUGCACAAUUGUGCAGGGUGCUGAUGGGGGCAUUAUUCCUGGAAGGAAACCUGGCUUGAAAAACUCAAAUCUUGUACUCCAGGGCGAAUUCUGUCAGUUGAAUUGGAUUACUAGUAAUCAUGCCACUUACCAUUUCUCUGUAGAGAAAUCAGGGGUAAAAGCCUGCGAUGCAGAUGCAGGACUCUAUGGCUUUGUCGAGUAUUCUCUUUAUGAUGGAUUCCAAAGCUGUGAAGCGCCUCAAGCAUUCCAGAUCGACCCACAUGAUGGGCGAAUCUGUGUUUCUCAAGACGUUGACAGGGAAAAGGAUCCAGCCACCUAUGAUCUCUUGGUGAAAGCUAAGGAUGGGGGUGGGCUAAGCGCCCAAGCUUUUGUUCGUGUGGAGCUGGAGGACAUGAAUGAUAAUGCACCUGUGUUUAACCCGUCAACCUACGUGACAAGCAUUAGUGGCCAGACCCAGCCCGGCACCGAGAUCAUCAGUGUUCUUGCCACUGACAGGGAUUCUGGCAUAUAUGGAACAGUGGCUUAUGAGCUCAUUCCUGGAGACGUGUCAUCCCUUUUUACCAUCGACUCCACCACAGGAAUUAUUUACUUAACGUCCACUCUUAGCCAUUUGGAAUCUACUACGCUUUUGUUGAUGGUCUGUGCUCGAGAUGGUGGCGGGCUCACAUCUGUCGUUAAUGCUGAUGUCACAAUACACAUUCUUCAGACCACUCUGGCGCCCGCUGAAUUUGAAAGGCCUAAGUAUACUUUCUCAGUUUAUGAAGAUGUGCCCGAAGACAGCCCUGUGGGAACAGUGAAAGCAAAAGAGUUCCUGAAUUCCUCAGAGCCAAUUUUUUAUAGAAUCUCCUCUGGUGAUUUGGAUGGAAAGUUCUCUAUUCACCCAUGGCUGGGCACCAUUCGAACCCAGAAGCCUCUGGAUCACGAAACGCAGCCCGUGGUAGUGCUCACGGUCCAGGCACAGAUUGGCAGCCCCCCAGCCUGCAGCAGCACAGAGGUCAACAUAACUGUAAUCGAUGUCAACGACAACCAUCCGGUGUUUCCCAAAGCCUCUGAUGAGGUUAAAAUAUCCCAAGCCACUCUGCCUGGCACAGCCUUGUACUGUGCCCGUGCGGAAGACAAGGACAGUGGGUGGAAUGGAUUCAUCCGAUAUGCCAUUGCAAACCAGAAUCCAGGCAUCUUUUCCAUUGACUCAGGGCUUGGUGUGGUAUACCUCAAUGAGAGUCUGGGAGGUGAUGUGCCCCAGAAGUACACACUAAGUCUCAUGGCCCAGGACCUCGGCAUUCCUCCUCGGGCAUCUCUGUUAGUGCUAACAGUCAUUAUCGAAAAACAAGAGCAAAGCCCAUCUUUGACUUUUGAAAAUUUGGUCUAUCAAGUGGAAGUUAGUGAAUCUCUCUCACUGAUGACCCAAAUACUGCAAAUACAGGCCUACCCACUUGGCCCACAGCGCACAACCUGGCAGCCUCUGUACUCGCUGGAACCCAGCACCGACUCUGCUGUGUUUGGCAUCCGUCCUUACACAGGUUGGAUUUAUUUGCGGCGACAGCUCGACUAUGAAACCACACAAUCAUAUAAUUUUAGAGUGUUUGCCUGGAUCCCCAAGGACAGAUUGUCGCAAAAUGUGAGCACUUCAGUAAUUGUUCAUGUCGUGGAUGAGAAUGACAAUUCCCCUACCUUCUUGCAUGAUGUGUUGUUUUUGAAAGUCGAGGAGAGUCCUGUUCCCCAAGGGGUAAUAGGCAAAAUUACAGCACUUGACAGAGACUCGGGAAAGAAUGGACAGCUGUCAUAUUUCCUUUUGUCUGAUGGAAAAUUCUUCAAGAUGAAUCCUCAUACAGUUCCAGGAAGCACCAUGUAUGCCGUAGCCUUUGUAAAUAGUGCCCCCUGCUCUAGUGGGACGAAAUUUGAAUUCCUUUCUGAUUAACUUCAAGCCUUUACUCUCAAAUGCCUGUUGUGUGAAUUAGGAAAAGGCGAAUUUAUCAGUUGGGUGGCACUGGAUCACGAGCGUCAGGUGCACCAUCAGGCAACUGUCCUAGUGAUGGACCAUGGCUCCCCACCUCGAAAUGCCACCAUGGUGGUUUAUGUCUCAGUUACUGACAUCAAUGAUAACAGGCCAUAUUUCCCACAGUGUCUCCCUGGAAAGGAAUUGCACAUCAAGGUUCUGGAAGGUCAACCAGUAAAUAUGUUGGUUACGACUGUGUUUGCAAAGGAUCUUGAUGAAGGAAGCAAUGCUGAAGUUAUAUAUUCAGUAUCUUCAGAAGAUGGUUCUGAUCACUUCAAGAUUGAUGCCAACAAUGGUGAAAUAAGAACGACCACAAGACUUGCAUAUGAUUCUAGACCUUCCUACAGGAUGACUGUAAUUGCCAGAGACCAGGGAGCAGCUCCCCUUCAAGGACAGGCAGUUCUUAAUAUUCAGGUGAUACCACUGUCCAAAGGGAGAGCUAUCCUUUCUCAGAGUAUUAGACAUUUGGUUAUACCAGAAAACUUGAAGCCUGCAAAAAUAAUGAGCUUAAAAAAGUCACCUGAUCAUCUUGACCAACAUCAUAAUGGAAAAUUACAUUUUAGUAUUGCUGCAGAUGACAAGGAUGGCCACUUUGAAAUUGACAGCUCGACAGGGGACUUCUUCCUUUCUAAGGAACUGGAUUAUGAAAUGACAUCUCAUUAUCUUUUCAGGGUGGUUACUAAAGACCAUAGCAAAAUUCCUCCCCUGAAUAGCACAGUCUUCCUUAGUAUUGAUGUGGAAGAUCAAAACGACCAUUCUCCUUCUUUCCAGGAUGAGUUCAUUGUGAUAAGCAUAGAAGAGAAUGUCCCCAUAGGAACUCUGGUGCAUGUUUUCAAUGCCAAAGAUGGCGAUGGCAGUUUUUUGAACAGUCGAAUACAAUACUUCAUUGAAUCCCACCACCCUGGAGUGAAUCCAUUUCUCAUCCAUCCCUCAUCUGGCACAUUAGUCACCGCAUCCCCCCUUGAUAGAGAGAGCGUUCCGACUGUUGUCCUGACAGUAACUGCAUCUGAUCAGGCUGUGAAUGUGACAGACCGGCGAUUCAGAUCCUUGAUGGCAAAGGUAGUGAUUUUGGACGUAAAUGACCACAGCCCCACUUUUAUGUCUUUCUCCUUCGCCCAUAUCAAAGAGGAUGCCAGGGUGGGCUCCUUGGUGCACCACAUAACUGCUCAAGAUCCAGAUGAAGGAAGGAAUGGAACAGUAACAUACAGCAUCCUCUCAGGAAACGAAAACAUGGCCUUUAUGCUAGAUGAGUCAUCAGGCUUACUAACUACAACUUGUCCAUUGGAUUAUGAAAUAAAAACUCAGCACAUUCUGACCCUUCUGGCACUGGAUGAUGGCGUACCAGCACUUUCUUCAUCCCAGACUUUGACAAUUACUGUUCUUGACGUAAAUGAUGAGGCACCAGUAUUUAAGCAGCACGUGUAUGAAGCUUCAGUUAAAGAAAACCAAAAUCCAGGAGAGUUUGUCACAAGGGUUGAAGCUCUGGACAGAGACUCAGGAAUCAAUUCCAAGCUUCAGUUUGAAAUCAUGCCAGGUGCUUCAUUUGGGUUGUUCGAGAUAAAUCCUGACACUGGAGAGGUAGUGACAACCACCACACUUGACAGAGAAGUUCAGGAAGUCUUCACCCUUCAAGUACUUGUACGAGAUGGGGGAGUCCCUUCAUUGUCCAGCACCACAACAAUUCGCUGUACUGUGGAGGAUGAAAACGAUCACGCACCGGAGGUUAUUGUCCCCAGUCAUGACAUUGAGAUUCUGGAAAACCAAGAGCCAGGGGUUGUCUACACUGUUUUGGCCUCUGAUAGGGAUGCUGGCAAUAAUGGAGCUGUCAAGUAUCACAUAAUUGACGGAAAUACUGAUGAGUACUUUGCUGUUAAUGAAAGGUCAGGAGAACUCUCAACCACUCGCGCUUUGGACCGGGAGCAAGUCAACAAUUUCACCCUUGUCAUCCUGUGCUCUGAUCUGGGGGAUCCACCUAGGAGCUCUGUAGUGCAGCUGCAAGUUAGAGUUUUGGACGACAAUGACCACAGCCCUUCCUUUCCCACACUUCAUUACCAGGCCUCCGUGGGAGAAGAUGCUCAAGUGGGAACAGUGGUUCUUGUACUCUCCGCUGUGGACAAGGAUGAAGGCCUGAAUGGGCAAACUGAGUAUUUUCUGAUGGAUGAGGCUUCUAGUGCAUUCGCCAUUGAUCCUGUGGCGGGCACGUUGAGAACUGGCCAUACCCUUGACCGAGAAGCCAGAUCUCAGCAUACGUUUAGGGCUGUGGCCAGAGACUGUAGCAUCCAGGGCUCGAGAAGCACCACAGUAAUUAUAACAGUCUAUGUCACUGAUGUUAAUGACAAUGCUCCAGUUUGGGAACAGAACCCCUUUGAAAUUUUUCUUUCCUCCCAGUCACCUGCAAACCAGACAACUGCCAUUCUGAGAGCCAAUGACCCAGACUUGGGGCCCAAUGGAACUGUCAUUUUCAGUUUUGCAGAGACUCAGUCAAUGUUUUCUAUUGAUAAAUAUACAGGAGAAAUUCAACUUCAGCACAACCCAUCUUUAGAAUAUUUUCCAAUCUGGCUGCAGUUAAAAGUUAUGGACCAAGGGGUCCCAACUGCUAGGACAACCACUGGUCUCUUGAUCAUUCACAUGGAAGGAGAAGAUGUCAAGAUUUCCUUCAGCCACCAUCUGUAUAAAGGGACUGUGACUGAAAAUUGUGAUGCAGGUACUUCUAUUGUGACUGUAAAAGCUUUUGCUCCUGACUCAAUAGGAGACAGCAUUAAGUAUUCAGUUUUUAGUGGAAAUGAAGAUGGAGUUUUUUCUCUGUGCUCCAACUCAGGAGAACUCACUGUGAAAGAACCCAAGUUUCUUGAUUUUGAAGUCAGACAUGAAGUACAACUCAUCGUUUUAGCUGAAAGUAGGGGGCGCAGAGCCUACAGCAAAGUAGCCGUCUCAAUAGAAGAUGUGAAUGAUAAUUUACCAUGCUUCGAGCAAAGCCUUUACCACGUGUCAGUGUCUGAAGGCCAGUUCUACAAUGUGCACAUCAUACAGGUUUUUGCUAGAGACCUGGACAGUGGGGUGAAUGGCCUCAUUGAGUAUUCCAUUCUCUCUGGCAACCAAGGAGAAGCCUUCCAGAUUGAUGCACUCAGCGGUGUGAUAACAGCAAAUACCAUUCUGGACUACGAGUUCACCAACUCCUACAGCUUGAUUGUGCAAGCCACAGAUAAAGGGAUGCCCAGACUUUCUGGUACAAGUGUGAUCAAGAUACAGGUGACUGAUAUAAAUGACAAUGCCCCGGCUUUUCUCCCCUCUGAAGCAGUGGAAAUUGCAGAAAAUUCUUUGCCUGGUGUACUUGUGACUCAGAUAUCAGUUCAUGACGAGGAUUUGAAUCCAGCUUUCAUCUUCAGUUUUGCCAAAGAGAGUAAUCCUGGAACCAAGUUCGCUAUUGAUCAGACCACUGGAACAGUGGUGCUAGUGAAAACAUUGGAUUUUGAAGAAGCCACUGAAUAUGAGCUGCUCAUCCAAAUUUCUGAUUUGGUGCACCACACAGAGGGAGCACUCGUUGUCCAUGUGUUGGACGUCAAUGAUAACCCACCAGUAUUUUCUCAAGAUUUUUACCAGGUCACCAUCCCUGAAUCUGUGUCAUUGGGGCACUCUGUGCUGACUGUGGCAGCCACAGACUUAGAAAGCAAUCAGAACAUUUCUUACAGAAUCCUUUCCUCUUCUAAGGAAUUUUCAAUUGAUCCUGUGAAUGGCACAAUAUUUACUAUCAAUCCUUUAUUACUUCUGGAUAAAAAAUCAACAAUUCAAUUGCUUGUUGAAGCCAGUGAUGGUGGAAUUCCUGACCUGAGGGCUCUUACCUUAGUGGAGAUAGAAAUACAAGAUAUGAACAAUUAUGCCCCUGAGUUUGCAGUAGAAUAUUAUAAUCUUAGCUUGAGUGAAGAUGCUCUAAUUGGAGGGACGCUUGUCACAUUUUCGACCAUUGACCAUGACUGGACCCGUGAAAACACAUACGUUGAAUAUUCCAUCAUCAGUGGUAAUUCACAGAACAAUUUCCACUUGGAAACUAGUUUCAUUCAUUCAGAAUAUCCUUAUAAGCAAGUUGGUUAUCUGGUGUUGGUUCACAAUCUGGACAGAGAAGCAACUGCCAGUCAUAAGCUUGUCAUUCUGGCAUCUGACCAUGGCUGCCCUCCAUUGAGUUCCACAGCCAUUGUAUCAAUAGAAGUGCUUGAUGUCAAUGAUAAUCCACCUAAAUUCAACAGUCUGAAAUAUCAUGCCCAUGUCAAGGAAAGUACCCCUCUAGGGAGUCACAUCACUGUGGUCUCAGCAAAUGACCAUGACGUGGGUUCUCAUGCAGAAAUCAUCUACCGUAUAAUCUCUGGAAAUGAGAAGGGGCAUUUUCACUUGGAAGAAAAAACUGGAGUUCUUUAUUUGAUUAAACCUCUGGAUUAUGAAGAAACGAUAAAAUUCACUUUAACUGUCCAAGCUUCAGAUGAAGAAAAGAAACAUUUUUCUUUUGCAGUUGUGUUUGUCAAUGUCCUAGAUGAUAAUGACCAUGCACCCCAGUUUAUGUUCCCCAGCUUGAACUGUGUUGUUCCUGAAAAUCUGCCUGUUUUCUCCACCAUCUGUUCUGUAAAUGCUUUGGAUUUUGAUGCAGGUCCUUAUGGAGAAUUGACCUAUUCUAUUUUAUCACCCUGUUCUGUCACCCAUGGGAUGCCUCAUGACCAUGAUGCCUUCCUCAUUGACCCUUUAACAGGGGAUAUUUAUGCUAAGCAAGUCCUUGACUAUGAAAAUGACAAUAAAUACUGCUUCACAGUUCAGGCAAAAGACAAAGGUGACUCAACAGCCUCCUUAAUGGUUUGGGUGGAUAUUGAAGGGGUAGAUGAGUUUGAACCCAUUUUCACUCAAGAUCAAUAUUUUUUCAACCUCCCAGAAAAGAAUAACCUAAGACAGUUGAUUGGUAGAGUGGAAGCAUCAGAUACAGACGCUGGUAUCGAUGGAGUUAUUCUUUACUCCCUUGAAACUCCAUCUCCUUUCUUUUCAGUAAAUAUAACUAAUGGAAAUAUUUAUUUGACUAGAGCCCUUCCCCUAAUAAAAAGUCAAGUCAGCAAAGAAGACACCAUUGAAAUGAAAAUAAUCGCUCGUAGCCCCAAACCAGACUCCAAGGUCACAUUUUGUACCGUUUUUGUGAAUGUGUCUUCUUCCUCAGAAGGAAAACACUCAUCAGUAUCAGCCAGCAGUUUUUCAAUCAGCCUCGCAGUCUCCUUUUUAGUGUUUCUGUUACUCAUCUUCAUUCUAAUUGUACUGAUUUUAAGACAUAAACAAAAAGACACAAUAAAUAAUUAUGAAGAAAAGAAAGCCUCGUCAUCCUUAGAUAUCAAUUUGAGACUGACGGGGGAUGCCAGCAUGCUCAAGCCCUUCCAGAAAACUAAUGAGUGCAGUAAUGAGGUGAUGCCCAUGGCCUCCAUGCCUGAAUGGUUGAGUUUAAUGAGUCUUAUGGAGAAGGACAUUGUAAAUCUGUACAGGCACUCAAACUCCAGUGGCCACUGUUCAGUGGAAGGAGAAACUGCAGAAGAUAAGGAAAUCCAGAGGAUAAAUGAGCACCCUUACAGAAAGGAGUCUGGCUCAGCUCUGAGUGAUCGCGAGUCCAGGGUGCCAGACUCUGGAAUCCCGAGGGACUCGGACCAGCUCUCCUGCUUGUCUGGGGAAACUGAUGUGGUGGUCACUGCCGAAACAGCAGAAACCAGCCAUACAUUUGAAGAAGGAGAUCGAGGAGAAGGCUCUGGCACAACCUAUGUUCAAAAUAAUGUGUUAUCCCAGACACUAAAGAAGAGAGAGGUAAAAGAGGGCAUCCUGGCUGAUGUCAGAAAAGAGUCCAUCUUUAUUUCAGGUGCUCAGGAAGCAAGAUGUGCAGCUCUUUCGACCCAGAGAACCUCUGAUCAUGAUGUGAGAGGCAACUAUCACUGGGAUUAUCUCCUCAGUUGGGAACCCAAGUUCCAACCCCUUGCCUCAGUAUUUAAUGAUAUUGCAAAACUAAAGGACGAGCACUUACAUAUGCCUGGCAUUCCCAAAGAGAAGAAAACUUUUGUUUUCCCACCACCUUUGAUUACAGCAGUAGCCCAUCCUGGGAUUAAAGCAGUUCCACCAAGAAAGCCAGCCAUAACCCCGGGACAAGUACUUCAGAAAUACCCACACUGCCCCCUUCUCUACCAUCUCAAUUCUCUGCCAGAAGCCAUGACUCCCAGUUUUUCUCCAUCUCUUUUCCUACUGACCACACAGACCCCUGCCAUGACUCCACUGUUGUCAGAUGGAGAAUUAUUAGGAACACAUCCAAGUGGUACGUGCCAUGAACUCAAAGCAGAAGAUGAAGUUCAAAUAUAGAAUGACUGUGAUGUCAGCCCCUGCUCACCAUUGGUCAUGAAUGAUUGAACAAAACAUUCUUACGCAAGCUUCUCGAGAUCGGCUUCAUCUUAUCUACGAGUGAGUGAUAUAAUUUCAUCAGGAUUUUUAGAACUUCAUCAUUUAAGUUUCUCAAAUUUC
Ceratotherium simum simum (southern white rhinoceros) is the source of this 8652-nucleotide messenger RNA. Lineage: Eukaryota; Metazoa; Chordata; Mammalia; Perissodactyla; Rhinocerotidae. The record is from RefSeq and is a predicted model, not a curated record.